CUGACCUUUAGACAAUGGAUCAUACAAUAGAUAUGAAGACAGGUGGACAGCCACUUCGGACGUCAUGACUGACAUGGGGGUCUUAGGAGGGAAGUCUAGGGAGGGGGUCAGUUGUGACAUCCCUACUCCGCUCCAAUGACGUCAGAACACCCCUCUGCUGUCCUGUCUGAGUUUCACAUUUUUGGUCUUUUUUUCACCCUUAAAACACCAUGAGCGUCUGCGUGUGACGUCACGUGCAACGUAUUUCCUGUCGGUGUUGGUGUUUUGUUUCAUUUUCGAAACUUGUUGACGUUGUUCGGCACUUCCGUUCACUCACCAAACCUCCGCAAAUGAACGGCCCACUCCAGUAUUGAAUUCUUUCACUCUCGUUCAUCUUCUGCGAAAGAAGAACCGGACGUGACGCAACGUUAGCAUUAGCGUUAGCUUCGCCGCAUCACAGCGGCCGCAGCGUCGGCGACUUCUUGGCCAUCCAUGAAGAACCGUCCGCCCGGAUUUUUUUUCCGAAGAUGUCCACCAGGAGCGCUGAAGACAUCCCCAAGCCGCAGCAGUGGAGCUCCAGUCUGGACCAGGAGGAACCCGAACCUCCAUGUGUCAAAGAGGAAGAGGAGGAGGAAGAUGUCACCAAGCUGCCCUUCAACAUUGUUAUAGUUAAGAGUGAGGAUUGUGAAGAUGAAGUUGAGUCCCUGCUGCUCCGUCCAAACACAAAGUCAAAAGGAGACCACAAUGGAGAACCAGAAGCAGCUGGGAACUCGAGCCACUGUGAUCUUGAGCCACUGUUGAACUUAGAUUCCGAUUGUGAGAUGUCUGACUCAACUGGGUCUGACACCAACGACAGUUUUGACCGGUUGAGACUCGGGGAGAGUCAGUCAGGUGACCUGGCCCAUGCUUCCACAUCUGGGGAAGAAACCGCCCUCAUCUGUGCAUUCUGUGGCAAGAAGUACAGCACGCAGGCUAGACUGACGAGGCAUGUGCAGAUCCACACAGGAGAGAAACCCUACAGCUGCUCACAGUGUGGGAAAUGCUUCACUGAGAGUGGAAGUCUGAAGAUUCACAUGAGAAGCCACACAGGGGAGAAACCUUUCAGCUGCACAGAGUGUGGGAAGCGUUUCACUGAGAGAGGGCAUUUGAACACUCACAUGAGACAUCACACCGGGGAGAAACCCUUCUGUUGUGCCAUGUGUGGACGGCGUUUCACUCAGAAAGGAAGCCUGAAAAGACACAUGACCAUCCACACGGGUGAGAACCCCUUCAACUGCUCUGUGUGUGGAAAAUACUUCACAGAGAGCGAGAGUCUGAAAACACACAUGACAAGUCACACAGACGAGGAGUCUUUAUGCUGCCCAGAGUGUGGGAAGUGCUUUACUGUGAGUGGAGAUCUGGAGGCUCACAUGGUAUGUCACCCGGGAGUGAAGCCAUUCUGGUGCUCGGACUGUGGGAAGUGUUUCACCGUCAGGAGAAGUCUGAAAAGACACAUGAGGACUCAUGAAGGAGAGAAACCCUAUUCUUGUACAGAGUGCGGGAAAUGUUUCAGUGAGAAAGCCAACCUGAAAAGACAUAUGAGGAGUCACACUGGAGAGAAGCCAUUUCACUGCACCGAGUGUGGAAAACAUCUGUCAGACAAGGGCAGUCUGAAGAUCCACCUGAGGUGCCACACAGGAGAGAAACCCUUCCCUUGCUCAGUCUGCGGGAAGUCCUUCACUCAGAGUGGAAGUCUGAAGAUCCACAUGAGAAGACACACAGGGGAGAAACCGUUCUCCUGCUCUGAAUGUGGAAAAUGUUUCACAGAAAGCGGGAAUCUGAAGAUUCACAUGAGGAGUCACACAGGAGAGAAACCAUUUGGCUGCCUUAUGUGUGGCAAGUACUUUGCACUGCGCGGGGACCUGAAGAGACACAUAACCAUGCACUGCAGCAAACACUGCCAACCGGCGGAUGUGGCCAGAGCAGCCACUCCCAUUUCCUCAGUUCAACCUGAGAUUGAGUAUGUUGUGACCGAUGGUAUUUGAGGCAACUUGGGAGAGACCGAGCAACUGACUAAAGGACAGGAUCAAGCCGUCAGUGGAAUCCCAGCAGUUUCUGAGAUGUGAAUGUUGAAGGCUGUGACACUCCUCAAUAAAGUGUCUGACAUAAAAAAAAAGUUUGUAGUGUGAAGUUUGAA
Messenger RNA from Synchiropus splendidus (mandarinfish), 2155 nucleotides. RefSeq names its product gastrula zinc finger protein XlCGF26.1-like. Lineage: Eukaryota; Metazoa; Chordata; Actinopteri; Syngnathiformes; Callionymidae. Gene Ontology annotation, biological process: regulation of transcription by RNA polymerase II. Bases 507 to 2003 code for a protein of 498 amino acids. The record is from RefSeq and is a predicted model, not a curated record. Gene Ontology annotation, molecular function: DNA-binding transcription factor activity; RNA polymerase II cis-regulatory region sequence-specific DNA binding. The transcript has 2 exons.